Molecule: messenger RNA, 5395 nt
Organism: Micropterus salmoides (largemouth bass)
Lineage: Eukaryota; Metazoa; Chordata; Actinopteri; Centrarchiformes; Centrarchidae
Product: B-cell receptor CD22-like
Exons: 15
Coding region: 3759-4451 (230 amino acids)
Source: RefSeq, a predicted model, not a curated record
UGAAGAGCGUGCAGGCCAAGAGAACGUUCACAAGUUAAACUAUUCUUUUCUUGUGACCAACUAUUAAAAGUACCAAAUGGCACACAUGGUGACAGUUGGUCGGUACAUUGUCUCAUCAAAUUUAAUGAAAACCAUAAAGUCUAAGAGUGCCAACUCUGAUCUGACUGCGCUUUGACCACAACAAAGUACCAGACAUGUGCACAGGACACAGGUUUUCUUCAUAGAGGGGCCGGUUUCAUGUUUCUCUGAACUGAAGCGGCGAACUGACUGUGGUAUAUGUGACCUAAAUUUCACAGGCUGUGAACUUUGUUAGGGCGUUAAGAAGCAGAUAAAGCUAAAACCCACUCACUAUAUUAUAGAACAUCAACAUUUCCUGCAGUCUUACACAUCAAUUGCAAACUUGAUGAUUUGAAUGUAACUGGAAACAUGUGCAUAGAACACAGAAACUUGACAAUGACACUCAUGCCACUGUUUGUGGCUGGUCUUCUCUGCAAUACGCCGAAUGUGGAAUAUCAACAGCAACGUAUCUGUGCGGUCAAAGGCUCGUCCGUUGUCAUUCCUUGUUCAUUUUACCAUCCUGACAACCUGAUAGUAAAGAGGUUGUUUCAUUUUUUGACAGCUAUUUAAGAAAAGUCACUGCACGAUUUCAGUAUAUUGGUGAUAAACAUCACAAUUGUUAUCUUAAAAUAGACCAAGUGAAGCAUAAUGAUGCAGGAAAAUACACACUCAGAUUUACCACCAAGAAAGACGGCCUGGUAAUGUUAGCCCAAAUUUAAAGGUUGUUGAUUUGAAAGUUAUGGUGACAAAACCUAACGGAACAACGAAGAAGGAGACUCUAUGAAUCUGACCUGCACAAACGGCUGCGAUACCGGUAACCUUUCAUCUGCUUUCACCUGGUUUAAGAACAGGGAACCCGCAAAUGAAGGACCUACACUUGUUCUCUAAAGACACACCCAGGAACAACUUCAGCAGUCCUAAAUAUCGAUGUUGAAUAUGGCCCAAAGAACACGUCAGUGUCUGUCAAACCAUCGAUGGAGGUGAACGCCGGCAGCAACAUCACCCUGAUCUGCAGCAGCCGUGCAAACCCCCCAGUGGAGAAUUAUACUUGGUUUAAAAUAGAUGAUGAUGAUGUUAUUGCUGUUGGACGCCAGCCUGUGUUGUUCAGAUGAUGGCAGCCAGUAUUUAUGCAGCACCACCAACAGAUAUGGAAGUCAAAACUCCUCUGUUGUCACUUUAAAGAUGAAAGAAUAUUGGGCAACAUUUACCAGAGAUGUACUUCUCUUUCCUACUGUUGCCGUGCUUCUGAUUGGGACCACUGUUAUCGCCGUCAGAAGACUCAACAAAAAAAGAACAUGGGAACCAAGAACAGACUGCAAGGAAGACAUACAGAAUACAGACUAUGUCAACUGGCUCAUCUGUGAUAACCAAUCACAGGGGGGACAAGAAUGUCAGGGAGGAGCAACAGAACUAAUCUAUGCAAACAUAUACUUCAGCAACGAAAAGUCAAACAUGGAGCAGCACGUGGACUCCCCUAAUGAUGAAGAUAUAAUUUACAGCACAGUGUGUGUGUAAAGCUCAGGAAACACUGACACAUUUAAUGAACAUUUGCAUAAAACAAUGUAAGUGCAAAAACUUUCAUUCAAGGAACGACUGAGUCUGAGAACCUACUGACACUCAGCGUUACAAGAGGGUGAUGUCUGCUGGAAACCAAAAUCGAUGUCAGUGGUCAAAUAUGUCUCAAGGAUUCAUCAAAGAGAAAAACUAAUUGUUUUUUUAAUGCACAUUAUUGUAUUUCUUUCCUUGGCUUUGGGUCAACACCCACUGGCUGUUGCUUUCUGGUGCUCAGUGUUUUUCAGAUGACAAACACUCAGAUUUUAUGGUUUUGGCACUGAGAAAGUUGAGUUGCUUUCUGUAGUCUGAGCCUCUCAGAGUUGUCUAAAUCAUAUUCCCAACUGUAAACCUAUGCUACUGACAACUGCAACAGUUCAAACAGGCUGUAAAAACUGGAAACGCGUGAAAGAAAUAAAAUGCACACAAGUCUUCACUGCAAAAACUGCGCAAUGCUUAAAACUGUUUUUCAACAAAAUGUACCAAGAGAAUGGUCGACUGGCGCGUUUGUAGUAAUCUACCUUUAGGGAAUUAAAUAAUAACUGCACCAAUUUAGCACUGAAUGUUUAUUACACAGUCUGACUCACUAUGGUCAGUUGAUAUUUUUGUUUUUUAUUGAAAACCUGGUGUCUACAUUACCUAUGAUGCAACUCGACGUCCGACAGUUGCUGCUAACCUCAGACAGAGUUGAGGAGCGGGCUAGAGAGGGCUGAUGAGCUCACUUCUAUCCCCAUAGCCCUAGAUUUAUUUAAUUUUCAGACUUGUAGUCUUCAGCCCCAACUGAUUCUGACUCAAGUGACAUCACUUGAUGCAAUUUAUCCGACUUUGCUCGGCUCCCUCUAGAGCCACAAGAGGCUUUCUACAACUUUUUUUUUGCAAUAGUUUCUCCCCAAGACCUGUGAACAAACUUUGUUGUUUAAAACCAGUAUAGAUCCCUUUUAAUAGCUGAUGGGUUUUUUUUCCUACUGGUACAGAAAAUAAAAUGUGUAUGUUCAGCAAUAGAUCACAUGUUGUAUGACGAUUACCAGUUUGCAUUUAAGCGCCAAGUUACCAAAGUUAAACAUGGAAAAUGAAAUAAACCUAAAUAGGAUAAACAUUGUUCAAACAAUUGAGUGCAGUCAUUGCUCCAUAUAGUACAGUAACACUUGGUUAGUAUUGUCUAAUUGUGUUGGGGGAAGAAAAUUUUACAGUACCUGUGACUGUUCUUUUCCAUUUUGCCAACAAGAAGGCAACAUCAUUAGCACCUGCAGGGACUGGUUUCAUUAUACCGCUAAGGUUCAAAUAUAACCUGUGCAGUCUGUGGUGUGACCUGAUUUCAGUCUGAGAGCGAUCCAAAACUUUACAUUACAGGAAGCUUUGCUUAGUAGAGGGAGAAGACAUAAGACACGCUAAUUCUGUGUUUUGAGUAGAAAACAAUCAAACUAGCCUGCAGAGAUCUUUUCAAAAGCUUUUAGAUCAAAUAGCAGCCUUAUGAUUACUUGGCUAUAACGCUAUAACUGGAAAGAGUUUCAACAUGUAUGUUGAACACAGGACCCUGACAUGGACACUGAUGCUAUUGUGUUUGUCUGGUAAGUACAUCAUUUAAAUAUCAUUUAAGGUAACAUUAAAAGGAUGAAAUAAUAUAUGCAUCAACAUUUGUUUCAGGUGCUCUCUGCAGUCCGUGGAAAGUGGAAUAUCUACAGCAACAUAUCUGUGCAUUGAAAGGCUCGUCUGUCGUCAUUCCUUGUUCAUUUUACUAUCCUGACAAGCAGAUAGUGCAAAGUGUCUUAUGGGGUCAUGAAAGGUAUAAUAUCUAUGUCGGUCCUUUCAUAUUUGAUAGCAAGGCGAUUGAUAACUCUUCAAGAUUUCAGUAUAUUGGCAACAAAGUACACAAUUGUUCUUUGAAAAUAUACCAAGUGGAGCAUGAUGAUAGAGGAAAGUAUACCUUCAGAUUUAUAACUAACUCUCCGGAGGGAAAAUGGACUGGUAGAGCUGGCUCAAUAUUGAAGGUUGUUGAUUUGGAUGUUUUGGUGUCUGGAACAACGAAGGAAGGUGCCAAUGUGAAUCUGACCUGCACAAACAGCUGUGAUGGCGGUAACCUUUCAUCUGCUUUCACCUGGUUUAAGAACGGAGAACUCACAAACGAAGGCCCUGUACUUUAUUUAAGCAACAUGUCUACCACAAACUCCGGAAACUACACUUGUUCUCUAAAGACACACUCUGGAGCAACUUCAGCAGUCAUAAAUGUUGAUGUUGAAUAUGGCCCAAAAAACACGUCAGUGUCUGUCAGACCAUCGAUGGAGGUGGACGCUGGCAGUAACAUCACCCUGAUCUGCAGCAGCCGUGCAAACCCCCCAGUGGAGAAUUAUACUUGGUUUAAAAUAGAUAAUGAUGAUAUUAUGGCUGUUGGACGCCAGCCUGUGUUCAUCCCUGGUGAUGAUGGCCAGUAUUUAUGCAGCGUCUCCAACAAACAUGGAAGCCAAAACUCCUCCAUUGUCACUCUAAAGAUAAAGGAAUUUUGGCCAACAUUUACCAGAGAUGUGAUUCUCAUUGCCACUGUUGCUGUGCUUCUGAUUGUGACCACUGUGAUUGCUGUCACAAGACUCAACAUUAAAAGGACAAGUGCACCAGAGCCAGACUGUGAUGAAGACAUACAGAAUGCCAAUUAUGUCAACUUGCCUGUUUUUGACAAUAACCAGUCACAAGAGGGAAAUCCGUAUGAGGAAACAACAGCAGAAGUCAUCUACACAACUGUUGACUUUGAUACCAAGAGGAAGCCAAACAUGGAGCAGCAGAUGGUUUCCCAUACUGGUGACGACAGUGUGAUUUACAGCACAGUGUGCAGGAACCAACCCAUCAUAUGACAAGCCCGAUUUGACCACAAACGCAUGCCGUUUUGCAGUAACAGGUGUACAGACUUGCUUUGCAGUGAAGAUAUUAUUGUUUUCAUAGUAUAAUCUCUGGGCAACAAGACAACAUGUGGGAAUAUCCACAACAAGACAUUGUUCAACAGAAUGUCACUGAAUGUUUAUCUAAGGUUGUCAGGAAAUACAUGUUGAUGUUGAUUAUUUUUUUUACAGUGUUUGUUGGCUGCACAUUGAAAAUCUAUAAACUUGACACAUCUGAGGUGAUGUCCUUCUACUGGUCUGCCUCCCCCAGUUUAACAGGAGGAUGAAGUCUGCUGGCAACCAAAGCCAAUGUCAAAAUAAUCCAAUAUAUCUGUGUCUCCUCGUAGAGAGUGCUUGGUGUUUUACAAAUGAAACAUGCUCUUUUUUUGUGGUUUUGGCACUGCAAAGGUCAGUUUGCUUUCAGUAGUCUUUAGCUCCUGAGCUUCCAAAGAGUAAUUUCCUAAAAUAAUAUACACAAGGUAGGCUACAGACAAUGGCAGCAGGCUCCUCAGGCUGUAAAAGAUGGAAAUGUGUGAAAGAAAUUAAGUACAGACACAAGCUAUUAUACUUGACAAUAAGAGAUGAGAGCAAAACCAAAAGCAGUAUACAAUGGAACAGAAAAAGAAGUAAGUUUCGUUUUGUCUAAGACUGGAACGUUUUUCAGGGGAAAACUGCACAGAGUGAAAGUGAAACAAUUUUACUCAGCUCUCAUUAACGGUCACUGGUCCUUCUUUUUAUUGGUACAACAUCCUGUCACUACACUGAAACUGUGAAGAUUUUCUUUUCAUAACACAUCUGCCUGGAUGCCCUCCAGGGCAUUAAUAAUACACCUUUAUUCAAUAUAAGCUCACAUCUGCAGCCCAGUGAGCAAAAUGGCUUCUUUAAUACUGUACCUGAGACAAUAAACCACCUUGCAAACA